AAAAGAUUAAAGUUGAUUGGCCAAAAGCUUUGCCCGAGCUUCUCAUCUUACAACAACCAUCACAGAUAAAGAUCGUUGCCCACCAUCUUACUACGUACAUUUCUCCGAUCAGGAGUGCUACAAAAUAUACAAGCAGCUCGGAUAACCAGAGUAAAACCUUUAAGCAUCAACCAAUCACAUUUCCACCUCAAUAGACACCUUUACACAAUGCCGAACAAUGACCCAUUUGCACGUCUAUACCAAGGCAUGCUACCUUUCCACAAUCAUUUUAGAGCAGAACAUGCACAAAUCGUACGAGGAAUACCCAAUUCACAAACAAGUCCAAAAGUAUCACUUUUACGUUUGAUGCAACAAGCUUUACAACUCUGUGGACAUUUGGAAAUGCAUCAUACGAUCGAAGAAGCUCAUAUUUUUCCACUUUUGGCCAAAAAAGUACCCUCGUUUGCUAUGGAUUCAGAACAUAUAAAAGAACAUGCUCUAAUGCACGCUCAAUUAGAGGCUUUGCAGCAGUAUUCAUCGAAAGUGUUACGUGAUCUACAAUCUUCACCCGGAAGAAAGGCAGAGAGCGAUGGAGCUGGACAGGUUAUUAAAGGGGAAGAUGAAGAUGAUGACGACGUAAAGCGAAAGCCUUGGCCGACAUCGCUUUAUGACGAAGAACAAUUCGAUACUUUAAUUAAAGGUGUCGCAGCAACAUUGUUCCCACACUUGCAAGCAGAAGAGGCAAGUCUACGGCCUGAGAAUCUAAAGAAGCAUGGAAUGACACUUGGUGACAUACAGCGCAUCCCCAUGUAAAUUUGACUCUCGGGAGAAUGUAUUAUAUCAAACGGAUAAAAAUUGAAUGCUAAUUUUACAGUGUAU
Molecule: messenger RNA, 858 nt
Organism: Meira miltonrushii
Lineage: Eukaryota; Fungi; Basidiomycota; Exobasidiomycetes; Exobasidiales; Brachybasidiaceae
Exons: 1
Coding region: 208-792 (194 amino acids)
Source: RefSeq, a predicted model, not a curated record